Molecule: messenger RNA, 484 nt
Organism: Erigeron canadensis
Lineage: Eukaryota; Viridiplantae; Streptophyta; Magnoliopsida; Asterales; Asteraceae
Product: nuclear transport factor 2B-like
Exons: 2
Coding region: 30-407 (125 amino acids)
Biological process (GO): nucleocytoplasmic transport
Cellular component (GO): nuclear pore central transport channel
Source: RefSeq, a predicted model, not a curated record
CAAAAAAAUGUAAACACAAACAAAUUGAAAUGGAAGAACAAGUGGAAAUGGUGGGAAGGGCAUUUGUGGAACAUUACUAUCAUUUAUUUGAUAGUGAUAGAGCAUCUCUUGCUUCACUUUACCAUCAAUCAUCCAUGUUGACAUUUGAAGGUCAAAAACUACAAGGUGUUGAUGAUAUAUGCUCUAAACUUAACAAUUUGCCUUUAGAAAAAUGUCAUCAUAUCAUUAGCACCAUCGAUACACAGCCGUCAUCCUUCCCUGGCGGCAUUGUCGUGUUUGUUAGUGGUAGCCUUCUACAAUCUGGUGAAGAACAUACUCUUCGGUUUAGUCAGAUGUUUCACUUGAUCCCCACUCCAGAAGGAAGCUUCUAUUUGCAAAAUGAUAUUUUUCGCCUCAAUUAUGGUUGAAUCAUGCCAUAUAUUGAUGUAUCAUUAUCUCAUUUGUAUCCCGUUUCUACCUUUAAAUUGAUCAAUUGUUUGAAUUA